This is a messenger RNA of Drosophila nasuta, 3130 nucleotides long. RefSeq names its product WD repeat-containing and planar cell polarity effector protein fritz (gene frtz). The transcript has 7 exons. NCBI's taxonomy places the organism in Eukaryota, Metazoa, Arthropoda, Insecta, Diptera, Drosophilidae. Gene Ontology annotation, cellular component: axonemal basal plate. The record is from RefSeq and is a predicted model, not a curated record. Gene Ontology annotation, molecular function: protein binding. Gene Ontology annotation, biological process: cilium organization; nervous system development; establishment of protein localization.
GAAUUACCAUAUCAAUCCACUUGCUACUCUAUUAUGUUCGCCUGGUAUUUCAGUUCAACCACGUGGUAUUGUGCAAGGAAUGUCGUGGAGAUUGUUGUUGCUUGGGAGUCUACCUGGUCACGUAUUCCCAAAAGUACCAAAUCAUCAUGUUAUACCACCACUCCAACCAAUGCUCAUUUCCAUUUGCGUUCGCGUUGCGGCCAUGCGUUGAACUCCUUCGUCGCGAUGCUGCUCAGCGAGCUACACUUCUGGACAACGCUGCGCGACGAGGUGCGCAUCAAAAACAGCGAUUUCGGUGCCUUUCGCUAUGUACGGCAACGCGAAGUUUCCCAAGAGUUAGGAGCGCUCUCGAAACGGGACUAUACCGAACGACGCAAUGGUCUUGCAGUGCUCAAAAAUAGUCGCAAAGCGGCAGGACGUUUAAAGGAUAAUCUGAAGAAGCUGGAGGAAUUGCUGCGCUCCCACAAACUGGUGCAUUCCGAGUGGCAAGAUGCGGCCCAAGUGUUGUUGCUCUUCGACAAUGGGCACAUGGCGCACAUUUGUGUGGACAUCUAUACGGGCGACAUAUUGCGCAUGGUCUUUGAAAAGUAUCUUGUUGGCAAAUUGGCCGCCGAGGUCAUUACCGAUGCAUUUUUUACACGUUCCCACAUCGUCUUGGCCUACAAUACCAACCAGCUGACAGUGGUGCAUUUGCAGCGUCCCAAUGCCCGGCCAUUGGGGCCGGAGAAGAUUGCAAACAUGGAUCCACGUAUCUUUCAUGUGAUCAUACCGGGCGCCGCAUCGGAGCGUAAAUUGGCACGCCAUCUUACGGUUAACGGCAGCUUUGAUUUGUUUGUGGUUUGGACGCAAUCCUCACAGAACGAAGUGUAUCCAUGGCGACCCACGAUACGUGAUCAGGAUCGUGCUAACAUUCACAUCUUUAAGAUCAAAGGCUUGCAGCUGGAAUCGAUUGCUUAUUGUUGGUCCGAGAACGAUCCGUUGUGCGUGGAUUUUUUGCGCAGCUCUGAGAAUCAAAUCAUCACACUCGAACAGAAGGUGUCACGCAAGGGUGACAUCAGCGCCGAGAUUUGCUCCUAUGAGCUGGCCACUGGGAAAAUGCAACGUACUGCAAUUACAUCGAUUGCGCUGGGCACACAGAUCUGUUCGUUUGCCUUCAGUCCGGACCAGGAGAAGCUCUUUCUAGGUAGCGUGGAUCGCAACAUUUGUCUACACGAUCUGGUGCUGCAGACCACGAAAUAUGUCAAUCAAAUUGAGAUUGUGCCCACUCAAUGUGCCUGGCACUGCGACUCCGCCCUGCUUUGCGUGGCCAAUGAGCGUUCAGUGCUGCAAUGCUUUGAUUUGGCGCUAGCGCCCAUUGGCAACCAGCUGUUGAGCGAGAGUGUAACCCCGCUGAGUCUGUUGGAUCUGUCGCAUUACUUUGCAUCACAGCCAACGCUGCUAAGCAUCGCCUUCAGCCGCAAACCCGAUCUGGGCAGCUUUACACACACCUACGCUCAAACGGAUUGUUUGCUUCUAAUGUUAUAUGAUCAAGGACCUCUGGCAUGCAUGCGUAUCUUUGGUGGCGCCGGAAUGCGCGGUGAUAUCCAUAACUCGGGUCUAACGGCCGAUGUGAUUGCGGACAAGUAUUUACGACUGCAGCAGCCAGAAAGAGCGGUGAAUGUGCUCGCCUCGCUCAACUGGGAGACGUAUGGUGCAAUGUGUCUAAUAACGCUGCAUAAGAUUGCCAACUAUGUGUUCUUUGCGGGCGACCAGAGGCGCGCCGCGCGUUGCGACCUGAUGGCUAGAGCACUACGCACUUUUGCGCACACUCUCUCCGAGGAUACGAAGGAUGAGUUUAGCGAUCAGGUCUAUGAUUUAAAACGACGCUUUUGCUUCUUUCUGCUGCGGUAAGUUUGACAGUUUUUUUUUUGUGUACUUUUUAUUUAUAAUUCCUUUUUAUGCUAUCACGCAGAAAAAAACCUAUUCAACGAGGCCUUUGAGAUGGCUCAGGAUGUUGCGGACUAUGAUCUUUUUAUGGAUCUAUACAAUCUGACCAAAUGUAUUGCCAGCCUAAGUGAAUUUGCCCAAGCCGCAUUUAGUCAGGCCGCCGCCAUAAUCCAUGGAGAGGAUCCCGUGUCACCUGGUCAUCUCAGCAUGAGUUUAGCCAGCGAUUUACGUCCCGAUUCCGCAUGUUCACAGUCCAGUUACUCAUCACCCAGUCAACAGGCCUUGAAAAACUAUGUGCCACCUUUGCCCUCGUUCAAGUCCAAGAUUUUUAAUGCCGAAAUGAUCAAGAUCAAUAUACCUAAGCCCGAGUUGCGUCCGCCAUUGCCAGAGUUGCGUACAUCCAAGCUGAGCAGCGCGUCCACAACCACGUCGCUGGUCGCGCUAGCGCAGAAAAGUGGCAGCCAAACACCUGCAAGGCCAAUUAAUGCCAAUGGCAACGUCUGGUCUCAAGAUGUACCAGAUCAAACUGUUGGCUUACCCAUGCCUAGCAGUCCAGCGCCACGACUGCAGUCCUCAUCGUUUGCUGAUCCUACCACACAACUGCCGCCUCUGGCAACAAUGCAGACGCAGCCUAUUCCACCGUAUCAGCCCAAGUUUUAUCAGCAUCCACUUGUGUCUGGGAACAUUCCAGCAAUGCUGCCGAUGCCAACACUCAAUAAUGAGGACUAUCAGAAACGUCUUUUGCUUAAAAAGCCCACGGCUUCGAUUUUAUCUAAUGCUGCCCCCGCUCAGCUUAAUGGCGAACCUGCUGCAGCACCCAGCGUUAAAGCGACGCCCACGGAGAAGAACAAAGUCAAGUUCUCGGACACCAUACAGGUGGCUGUUGUGCCAGAAAUUCCACGAAAGGACAAACCCAUGCCGCCUAAGCGUAAUGGCUAUUCACGUCCAACGGCGCGGCAUUUGAAUCCGCGAAAGGAGUUAGCUGAUAGUUUGCCUCUUUGCCAUCCAAAUGAUGAGUACUUGAAGGACUUUAAUCCAAUCACAACAAAUGUCAGCAAGCCGCCAACGAGGCGCCGCGAUGAGGAAUCGAGUAAAGCAUCGGCACCCAGUUCGUCGUCAUCAUCCAUCAAAGUGGUACAUUUUGGUGUUGUCUAAGCGAAUAUUUGAUAGUGCAAUUAAUUAUGUAGAUUAGUGAGAGAGCCGU